Messenger RNA from Colletotrichum graminicola M1.001, 1725 nucleotides. RefSeq lists its product as uncharacterized. The transcript is spliced from 3 exons. Bases 1 to 1725 code for a protein of 574 amino acids. Gene Ontology annotation, cellular component: membrane. The record is from RefSeq and is a predicted model, not a curated record. Gene Ontology annotation, biological process: carbohydrate transport; transmembrane transport. Lineage: Eukaryota; Fungi; Ascomycota; Sordariomycetes; Glomerellales; Glomerellaceae. Gene Ontology annotation, molecular function: carbohydrate:proton symporter activity.
AUGUCGGGUGACCACGCAGUCACCGAGCUAGGCGGCAUGGCCCUAAAGCAGAGCGUUUGGCGAUACCUCCGCGAAAACCCUUACGUCUUUGGCCUUUCUGCGUUUGCCAGCUUGGGUGGUUUUCUUUUCGGCUAUGAUCAGGGCGUUGUCUCCGGCGUGUUGACGAUGGAAUCUUUCGCCGCCAAAUUCCCCCGCAUCGACACUGACAGCAGCUUUAAGGGCUGGUUUGUCUCAGCACUACUUCUCUUUGCAUGGCUUGGGUCUUUGGUGAAUGGCCCGAUGGCCGAUUUCCUUGGCAGAAAAGGCUCCAUGCUACUGGCCGUUGCCAUCUUCAUUCUUGGAUCUGCCUUCCAGACCGCCGCAAGUGACGUCCCACUAUUGUUUGCCGGUCGCGCCAUUGCAGGCUUUGCCAUUGGCAUGUUGACAAUGAUUGUGCCAAUGUACAUAUCAGAGCUGUCCACGCCCCAUAUCCGUGGCACUCUGGUUGUCAUGCAGCAGCUCAGCAUUACACUCGGCAUUCUUGUCAGCUACUGGCUUGAGUAUGGAACCCAGUACAUUGGCGGCCCUCGGUGUGAUCCCGACAUCCCGUACUCAGGCGGCACCACAGAACUCCCCAAGUUUGACCCUUGGCACGACGUUGGUCCUAGAGGAUGCACUGGUCAGUCUGAUGCCUCGUGGCGUAUUCCGUUCGGCCUCCAGAUUGUUCCGGCUCUGAUUUUGGGCAUCGGCAUGAUGUUCUUCCCCGAGUCUCCGCGGUUCUUUCUCAUGCGUCGUGAGGAGAACAAAGCCCUUGCCGCGUUGGCAAAGGUCCGCCGUGUUCACCCAGACACCGAAUAUCUUCGCGCCGAGUAUUUGGAUAUCAAGGCUGAAGUACUCUUUGAUGAAUCAACCAACCGUGAUAAAUACCCCGGGAAGGAGGGAAUCGCACUCUUCGCCGCGCAAAAUCUCGCUCUGGUAUCGUCUAGGCCUGCCUUGAAGCGUCUAGCCAUUGGAUGCGGCGUCAUGUUUUUCCAACAAUUCAUGGGCUGCAAUGCUGUGAUAUAUUAUGCCCCGACAAUGUUUUCUCAGCUUGGGCUCUCCGGAAAAACUUCAAGUCUUCUGGCUACGGGUGUAUACGGAAUUGUGAACACGUUGUCGACACUACCCGCCCUCUUUCUCAUUGAUAAAGUCGGGCGGCGCCCUCUUCUCCUAUGCGGCGCUGCCGGUACUUGUAUCUCACUGGUAAUCGUGGGUUCGAUUAUCGGAGGAUUUGGUGCCUCUAUACAGUCGCACAAGUCCGCUGGCUGGGCCGGCAUUGCCUUCAUCUACAUCUACGACAUUAACUUUUCCUAUUCGUUCGCGCCCAUCGGCUGGGUCCUCCCAUCAGAGAUUUUCAAUCUCGGCAACCGCUCGAAAGCCAUGGCAAUCACGACCAGUGCAACCUGGAUGUGCAACUUCAUCAUCGGCCUUGUCACACCAGACAUGCUCGAAACCAUUGGGUUCGGCACCUAUCUCUUCUUCGCCGCUUUUUGCGCCCUCGCCUUUGUCAUGACGUACUUCUUCGUUCCCGAGACUCGUGGUAAGAGCCUGGAAAAGAUGGAUCUGGUGUUUGGCGACACGGCAGCCCAUGCGGAGAAGGCAAGGCUUAUGAUGAUUGCGGCUUCUGUGGGCCUUACCGACGUGCUACCUGCCGAGAAGAUUGAGCACAGCAAGGAGAACUAUGACAUAGCAGAACACCGGUCUUAA